This is a messenger RNA of Cheilinus undulatus (humphead wrasse), 1712 nucleotides long. It is a transcript of the gene ccdc90b, whose product is annotated as coiled-coil domain containing 90B. The record is from RefSeq and is a predicted model, not a curated record. Gene Ontology annotation, cellular component: mitochondrion. NCBI's taxonomy places the organism in Eukaryota, Metazoa, Chordata, Actinopteri, Labriformes, Labridae. The transcript has 9 exons. The coding region runs from base 383 to 1120 and encodes 245 amino acids.
CUGCCGUGGGUUCUGUGGGUAACUUUCCCUACAGAAGUUUGAAUAUUUAUAAAAGGUUUAAGACUUUUUAUCAGAUAGUUUCAGACGUUUUUCUGUGUCUGAGUUUAGUGUCCGAUUGAAGUUUAAAUCUGUACCGACGAAGAUUUUAACAGUGCUAUUAAAAAUUCCCAGGUUCUUUGAACACAGCAUUGGGACGGGCUGUUCUGACUUUUCUCCCCGUUGUUUGGAUUUUAACUGGAAACCAGAGGAGCGUGUCUUCAUCUACCAGUGAUAGCAGAGGCUAACAGUUUACUGGGACCAGUCUGAACCAGUUUCAGUUAUUCAAAGUGGAUCUGUAAACUUUAUUUAAACCGUUAAACUCGCAGACGCAGCAGCUUCCGGGAUGAACGCGCUGCUGCGGCGGUGUUACCUGAGGAGGGUCAGAGCAUGCAGAGGAGAGUUUCAGAUACAGAGAGAUCUCCACAUGUCAGCGGCGGCCGCGACCUUUGACAUGAGGAAAGUGGAGCUGACACCUCUGGAGCAGAGAAAGCUGACGUUUGAUUCCCACGCCAUGGUGACGGAGCUGGAGAGCAGCGGUUUUACGAAGCCUCAGGCCGAGCUGAUCGUCUCUGCUCUCGUCACCUUGACCACGGCGAACAUGGACAUCAUCUAUAAAGACAUGGUGACUAAAGCUCACCAGGAAAUCACGGUGCAGCAGAUCGUGGCUCACCUGGACUCCAUCAGGAAGGACAUGGUGAUCCUGGAGAAGAGCGAGUUCGCAAACCUGCGGUCAGAGAACACGAAAAUGAAGCGAGAGCUGGAGCAGCUGCAGAACAGGCUGAAGGAGGAGAGUCUGAAAGUCCGAGCAGAAACUAAACUGGACAUCAACCUGGAGAGAAGCCGGAUCUCAGACAUGUUCAACGAACAGGAGAAGAAACUGAUGGAGGCGAGUACAGAGUUCCAUCACAAGAAAGCCGACCUGGAGCAUGACAACAUGGAGAUCAAUAAGAAGAUGGACCUGCAGGUGGCGUCGCUCAAAACCGUCCUCGAGUCUCUGAAACUGGAGACCAUCCGAUACCUGGCAGCCACCGUCUUCUCGUGUCUCGCCAUCGCUCUGGGAGUUUACCGCCUGUGGAGGUGAAGAAACAAGGGCCGAGCUCUCGUCUUCAUCCGCCAGACAAAGUAGUUCCUUCUUAAUCAUAAGAGAGGGGACCUGCUGCUGCUACGAAAUAUUACACAUUUAUAUGAAAGCUUCUUCACUCCGUUAUACCACAUUAAAAAGACUCAAAAUACAAGAAAAUUCUGCGAGUAAAAGUCCUGCGUUUGAAAGAAAGACUGGAAAAGGGUCCAAGUUUUGACACAGAAUAAGAACAGAAGUCAAACAUACUGGGAGCAUAAAUAAAGGUAAAAAAUAUAUAUAUACAUUUUUUAAUGAUAAUGUACUUCUUUGUUUCUUUCAGUCUCAGUACAAUCCUUGUAGAAAGUAAAAUCUAUCAGUUAUGUACUAAAAAAUCCAUUUACUUAAAAAAUGCAGGAUUUUUAUUCAUUAAAAAAAUCUAGCUUUAACCCCUUAAAGCCUGAUUGUACCCAAAAAAUUCACAAAUUUUUGAACUGAAAUGUUUAUUUCACUUUCUAAUGAAAUACAAAAAAAUAUAUAAAUUUCCAUAAAAUUUAACACAUACAGUGCUGAACAAGUGUAUUAGACCACCCUAACCCUAACCACAGUCAGAUUU